AUGAAUUCUGUUUUUAAGCUGACACCCCAGGAGAGGUCUGAGCUAGAGGAUCUCCAGAAUAUUUACUCUAUUAUUCGUACUCUUGAUGCCCUAGAGUCUGAAUUCGCAAGAGGAAAGGUCAAAGGAGAUGAGUAUCAGGACCUUUGUACACAAUACAUCCAACAAUUUGAUACCACAGUAGAGAAUUUAGAAAAUUUCCCAGGCUUAGAGACUUUUGUUGCCAUGUAUAACCUUACACAGUGUAAGAAUGCGGUGAAGAGAUUGAAAGAGAAAUCUGCAGGAUAUGUAGGUGGUAAAAUUGGCAAGGAUCAAGCUGUCAAUGCUUUCAGACUUGGUACUCAAGUCGUCAACCUCACUGAUUACAUCGACUUGGAUGAGGUUUCUGUCGAAGAAAUAUUACCAAGGAUUAGAGAUAUUCAAAACCUUAUGAGAGCUACUUCUUCAAUCACCAAGGAAGAUUCUGUGGUUUCUAAAAUUAAUAACUGGGUAGAUAUUCUCAAGGAGAAGAGUGCCACAGAUAGUUUAGACAAAGAAGAGAAUGAGCUCAGAUCAGCUGUAGAAAGAAAUAUGCAGUAAUUGAACAACUCCAUGUAAAUG
Molecule: messenger RNA, 597 nt
Organism: Moneuplotes crassus
Lineage: Eukaryota; Ciliophora; Spirotrichea; Euplotida; Euplotidae
Source: the annotation of a GenBank genome assembly